AUGGAGCAGAAGAAUGGAGUUGCUUCCUUACACUACAAGUAUGGUUCAAAUUUGCACUGUUUAUUGUACAAAAAUUCUGUAUUUAUUAGCUAAUUAAUAAAUAGAUUCCAUGUUACUAUGCGUCUGUUUAGUAAUUGAACACAGUGGACGUCAAAUUGUGGCAGGAAAAAAAAGUGGCACAUGAAGCGCAGCAAGGUGUGUCACUUCAUUCUGACCACAUUUUGACGUCCACUGUGAUUCUAUUACCGCACAAAACCACAGCAAUAUAAAUCUAUUUGUUUUGUAUGUCGUCAUCUAUGCUUGCAUGCUUCUUCUGUCCUCCGAUAGAUCGUAAGUAAGAACUAAUCAGAAUGCGUGUAUAAAUCAGCUUAUCAUUUUAAUUAAAAUUUCCAGAUGGAUUUCAACGAUUUAGCGUCCUGUCAAACUGCACAGUACUUUUGGCAAUUUUGUUUUGCGUACAUUAUUUUAAUGUAUACGUUUUGAAAUUUAUGAGUAAGAAAGUUAGGAACAAAGAAAUCUAGACCACCAAAAUGCCUUCAGCUUUUGACUGUGUUUCCUAAAAGUGCCUAAUUUAUCAAAAUUGGCGAAUUAUGAUCAGAGAUUCUUAGUUUAUGAGCAUGUUUGAUAUGCAACAGGUGUUAUCAACGAAUUUAGCAAUAUAAUGAUAAUCGUAUUUGUUGGGGCUGUGAAAAAAUUCAUAACACCUAAUUAACACAGCAGGCACGGUUCGUUUUGAACAAGAACAAAGAUCUGAUUUAUGUUCAAUACUACUUCAAGCAUUCUGAAUUGAAAAAGACGAAAAAGAAGUCUUAAAUUUAACAUUCGCAUGUUCAAUGCGAUGAUCCAAAAUGUUUCGAGUGAACGCGCUUGUGGCUUGCUGAACCUUCUGGCGAAAUUCACUACUUUUGUAAUUUGAACAAUUAUUUUUUUUAAUUCUGGUCAUUACUCAAGCAAAUCAAUAUUUACACCGGGAAAUGGAAUUAGCUGAAGAAGAUUUACUUCGUAUUAACUGGGAAAUUCAAACUACAUUUUCGUCGUUUUCGGGAUCCCGUUCAAGUGCAUUUUCAAAUGCUCACAGUUCUCACAAGUUCAAACACAUCAGGAUUAACUUUCAAGGACUGUUUUUUCUGACCAGAAUCGGUUUGCUGACAAGGAGCUGGCACAGCUGGAGAUUGUACGCUUCACAGAGAGUGGUUAAAACAAGGCUGAAAGAAGUUGCCAGGUAAACUAAAAGAAAACGAAAACAUAGUUUUUAAAGGAUGGCCUAACAAGGAUUUGAGAACAAUCAAUUUUUAAAGUAGACUUAAAACUUAUAUCAGUGAUAAAAAAGCGCAGAUUAAAGGAAUAGAAAGAGACGGUAAAUAUUUUUUACCAGAGAAGAUCAAAGAAAAAAAAAGGUCUGAGCGAAUCUGAUACGAUUAAAAUCUCAAACCUUCCGGGGCAUUUCUAUUUCGGGGUCAGAUGCCUUACUAGACGACAAACAGUCACUCCUUUUCGGCGAGGGCCGUCGCGCAAAUAAAAGAUAAGGAAGGUAACAUCCGCGAAAAAAAGUUAUCGCACUGCGCGGAACUCUGGGAGUAAUGCGCUUAACUCACAGGGUUCCGCGCGGCGCGCCAGUGUCAAUUUGUUUUCUUCGUUGACCUAUUUUUAACUCGCGCGACGGACUUUGCCAAAAAGAAGGGACUCAUUGUACGUUUAAGCCUUAAUAGCCACAGAAACCUCGUUUACACCCUAACAUCAGUGUGCAAGUUCCCCACACUGUUCUCUUAUUGUACACUGAACAAUUGUUAUUUUAUGUGCGAUACUUUAUAAUGUAACGAACUGUCUGUUCACUUCUCAGAGUACACUAUGAAGAACAUUUACAGGCCAGAUUAUUUACCCUUUGGAAGGAAAACACGGGCAAAGCAGUUGUCGCAGAUAGUUUGAAAUCGUAAGUUGCGUGUAGAAUCAUUUUACUCUUGCAGUUAUGAGAUUAGAACGCCCUUCCACUGAGUGUCUCAGAGCCAAAACCAAAGUAAUCACAAGGGCAAAUCAGAAGAAAGGUCAAAAAUACCUUUAAUAGCCAAUGAGCAUAAAGUAAAAACAACCAAACCGCCAAAAGCGCGGGAAAACGCGGGCGACCAAGUCGUGAUUGGUUUUAGUUUUGUAUCUGAUUGGUUGAGAGAUUGGCGCGAGUCUUCUGGACCAAUGAUAUAGCGAAGUAAAACAAAACAACGGUUAUUUUGGAUUUCGUUUGACACUAAUUUUAAAAAAAGUGAUCUUUGUGAAAGGAAUUUUUUUUGUGGAACAGAGCAGUGGUAAAGAUAGAAGGUGUUUGACAAUGUUUUUCGUCUUUGUUUUUCCCAAAUUGAUUGAGAAGUACAUUUCAACCUUUUUUAGCUUGUUUGGUACUUUUUCUUUUUUGCUUUGUUUGUUUCAUCAGUAUCAUUUGUGUAAAUUAUAUUAUAUUUUUUUCAUUUUUCUAGGAAACGCGUACUUGUAAAAGCUUUCUAUUGUUGGAAGAACUGGACUCAGUAUGCCAAGUAAGUUAAACAAACUCCGCAAAAAUCUUCGUAAAAAAACCGCGAUUGAUUAGAGCAGUUGAAGGGCGAUUGAAGAUUAGGUGCAAAGCCAACUGUAUGGGCAAUCUUUUAGCGCUUUUUGCAUGUGUUCGGCAAAACCAUAGCUUAAGCAAUUACAGCGACCGAUCAGAACAAAGAUGAGCAUUACAAGGAACCAAUUACACGUAGAAUUCGUAAGCGCGGGAAAACAAGAGUGGCCACGACGCAAUUGGUUGUAGCUCUGCAUUUGAUUGGAUUGUUGAGAGGCCAACGUCAGUUUUCCGGACCAAUCAAAGGGUGUGAAAAAGCAAAACCAAUGAAAUCCUCUCGACGCUUGAUUAUAAAUUGUGUUAAUAGUUGUUAACGAUCGAAAAAACUGAAGUAAAAAAAAACCUUUUAGGCGCCUGUACUUUUCACUCCAGAAAUUGCACGAUCUGCACGUAGUUAUUCUCUGCAAAGUUACAACUGUAUAAAUUGCCUGGAAAAAAUUCAUUAACUAAAAAUCUGCAGGUCUGGUAUUGAUUUUGUCGUUAUUCUGUGUCCUCACAGGAUUAUUCGGCUGAGGUUCCAGAGCAUGUGCAAGGAAUAUCAUCGUCACAAGUUGGUCAAGCAAUCUUUUCAUCACUGGAAAAUCCGGCUAAUGAACCGGCAGGCGGAUAGUCGUUACAGAAACGGACUUCAGAGGUAAACCGAGACUAGAGAACGAUGGGCUUUUUGUUUGUGCUCAACCUAUGACUGCAUGGCAUAAAACCAAAAGUAAAGUAAUCGCAACAGCCAAUCAGAACAACGGCAAAUAUCACAAGUAGCCAAUGAGAAUUCAGCGUAACGACAAACAAACUGCUUCAAGCGCGGGAAACACGAGUGAUUGGUCUUAGUUUUGAAAUUCAUUGGUUGAAAGGGUAGCGUGAGUUUUUUUUUUUUAACAAUUAAAUAGCAAAAUAAAGUUUACUCAAUGCAAUGCAGAAUUACUUCCGUCGCUUAGUUGAAAGUUUCGCUGUUGAUUUGAAGCUUUCGGAGGCGGAGAAGGCUGAUUCAGUUUAAGAAUGAUGAAAUGAUUCUUAACGUCCGUGGUGCAGUCUAAUACUUUCAGAUAUUUUUCUUCUUCAUUUUCAGGAAGAUAUUCAAGUUGUGGUUUUUGCGGUACAGGAGGAAGGUUAUUCAUCGACAUCUGUGCAAGGCCUUGGCCAAAAAGGUAUGAAGAGAGGUGAUUUGGGAAGACGUGUUGUACUAAGGAUUCGUUUUGAAUUUUUUUUUUUUUUUGAAGUAUCAUUUACAGGGUUAAGAUUCAGAACUAGCCUGAAUUAUGAAUUUAAUGCAACACUGCUAAUAACUCUGGUGUCGUAAAAUAAAUACCAAUUUGAUAAAAAUGGCCAUUUGGGACGAAGGAAAAAACAUAGGGAACCAAUUCGAACAAAGUAAAAACAACCAAACCGCCUGAAGCGUAAGAAGACGCGAGUGAUCCACAUGUAGUCGCGGUUGGUUUUAGUUAUGAAUCUGAUUGGUUUAGAAGGUUGCCGCGUGCGAGUUAUUUUAAGACAGAACAGAGUAAAGAAAAACGAAUGCCAUUUCGCAUUGUGCUCGACACGUUUAUAAGAAUUUCUCCGGAGGAAAUCGGUAUAAGUUGUGGUACAGAACAAACUUGCCGUAGACGAGUCAUUCUAUUUAAAUUUUUUCCCAUUUGGACAUUUGGUGGUGUUUAUAUAUAUGGCUAUAAACUGGGAGCUCCAGUUUUUGCACAUCUGCACGAACUACUCUCUUUCAAAUUUUCGAAGGCUGAAAUGUUUUUUUCUAUAUUCAAUAUUCUGCACAGAUGUUUUUACCGUCUCGUGUAAACUUUUUCAAAGACCGCGUGUUUGCUACUUGCGAAUGAAAUGAUUGAGAGGGAGAGAGAGUGAGUGAGUCUUCUCAUCAAGGUGAAGUCAUUGUGGUUACACAACAAUUGAAACCUUGUGGUUCUUCUUUCAGGGGAAAAAGCGCAGGUUCUUCAACAGAUGGUCAAAUUUUACUAAACAGCAAAGGGAGAGAAGAAGAGCCUUUGUUGGUUCCUUAGAACGGAUGCUUGUCAGCAGCAUGUUAAAUAACUGGAAACAACACGUGAAAGAGAACAAAGCUCUCAGGUGAGUAGAUCCUGGGUGACUCUUGAGUUGUUGUUACAUGUAUUGAAAUGGCCUAACGGUUGGCGUGGUAAAGACUGGGUCGAGAGGCCUGAUCGCUUUCCUUGGGCCAAACUCUUUACUCGCAAAAUUUCAGUGCAUCAUCCACAGGCAGCGUUGAGUUACAGCUGUAAUAUAGAAUAAUCUGCGGAUAGUGUAAACUGAUUUCUUGUGAGUUUCGCGAUAGGGUAAGGGUUUGUAAAGGACUCACUGUAGUCUAGAAUUCUCAAGGCUCUGACAAGUGGUUUGUUUUUGUAUGCAGGAGCAAAGAAAUUCAGUUGAUCCAGAAGACGAAUCACAUCGCUUCGCGAAAAAUGAUGGAUCGCUGGUUGUUUGCUAUGAAGGUGGCUAACUUCAGAAAGAAAGCGAGAGUCAAUUGGUCCAGACGCUGCACAAUGUAAGUGGCAACUACUAGGAAGUUCUUCGCAAAUUAAGGGUUUGAGGACGUAAAAAUGUUUCAGAGAGAAGGAAAACGUUGUGAACGUAUUAAAAAUUUACAUGUAUGCAGGCUUCAGAGCUCUAAGCGCAGGAAAACGCGGAAAAAACUCUUGACCUAGACGCGCAUGGUUUAGUUUUUGUUCCUGGUUGGUUAAGAAUAUAUAUAGAAUUUGUAAACAAAUCACAGAGACUGCUGGAAAGUAAUCUGCACUAUUUCGUUGCAGUUCAUGGACUUCAGGUAGGGUUUGUCUGAAGUAGGGCGAAAACUGACCCGGGAGUGGUGAAGUUUCUCUUUCGAAGGGCCUCAAGUAGAUCUGAUGUUUCAUGAAGUUCUUUUUUAGUUAAUUGAAAAUAAGAAAAACGCCUGGAAAUAUUGUCCACUUUAAAAUGGGACUUCCCUUACGUGAUUUAUAAAGAUCUCUUUGGCUCUGUAGUGCUGGUUUAACUGCAUCCACAAAAUAUCAACGAAGUCUCAACAAAAUGUCUUUAAUUUCUUUGCUACAGGAAAGCAUGUGAAGCUUGGAAGCUUCUUUUAAAGAAGAAGUACUUGGAGCAAAGACUGAUGGUGAAUCGCGAUAUCUGGCAACUAUUGAUGAUGAAAAGUAAGUUUAAGAAAGCGUUUUCAAACAAAGACAGAAUAAGGGGGCUUAGCAGAGAGGGUGGCUUUUUAGAGCUGGGGCCUUUUCGAAAGGGGGCUUAUAAUAGAGGAGACUAAUUAGAGAGUGACCCACUAGAAUUUUGUUGUGUUUUGUGUUUGUCGUUUUUGUCUCUCUGUUUUUUUUUCUUCGGGUACCUGAUUUUAACUAUCCCGUCUUUAGGAAUUUUUAGGACCUGGAAACUGCAGAAGAGAAAAGUUGAUGCAGAGAAUGAAAAGGUCUUCAGAGCAAGAGCUAUCUUGACAAAGAACUUCAAAGCUCGUGUCCUUCAGGCGUGGAGAGUUGUUAAUCAGGAACAACAAAUCAUUUCACCCAUGGUAGCUCGGAGAGAGAGGAAAGAAAUGGCCAGGUACAGCACUGGGAAUGGUUUUGGGAAAGCCAAGUCAAGAUCAAAGCGGGGGGUGUGGGGUGGGAAGCGGGUUUUAAGUCUCCCCCCACCCGAUGCCUUGUGGGAAAGCAGUGUGGAUACUUGAAACCCUCUUGAUGCUAAUUUCAACUUUGGAAUUGAAAAUAUCAAUCUCCCAAAUUGUGGAAAUUAUUUCCAAAGAAUGAAUAAUACCGCAUGGCUAUAAGUAUUUGCUAUGAAUUUCCCGCCUAGACUUUGCUUUUCGUAAAUGCACUUUAACAGCUUUUGAUCAAGAAUUCCACCUACCGUAGUGGCUACAUCUAAUUUUUUGUCAAUUGUUUAAAUAUUUUUAUUGUGUCCUUAGUUCCCAUCAUUUUAUGUUUUUAUCUCUCAUUUCUGAUGUUUAGAAGUCGAUCAAUCGUUUUUACAUAUGGGAAACAUGACCCACCAUAAAAUCUGAAUUUGGUUGAUUUAUGCCAAAAGCAUUUGUAACAUUUCUUCAGUAACUUCUACGCUGGAAUAUUAUUUUGCGUGGAAGUUACUGGAAGAAUAUUACAUCUACUUUUGGCUCCAGCGUUUAAUCCCACUAUCACUUCACAGUUCAACAAUCCUCUUGGUAUAUUUUAACACGUUGAAUUUCUUUUCGGGUUCGUUGCUUCGCUCCGUUUACAAGUCAAAUGAAUAGCAUAGUACCCUUUAAGCCUUAAGAUUGACCAGCAUCUGAUUUCUCCGCACAGUAAUACUGCUGAAUCAUUCACUACGGUCAUAAGAAUAAAGGAAAUGAUCGCCAACUUAAAAACACUCUGAUGGUUAAACAAAUUCUCCAUGUCAGUACCAAAGAAAAUGUAUUGAAAGAGUAGAGAGAAUAUGGAUUCUGAUGUUAGGUUGUGAACGGUUUAGUUAAAUAUGAUUUCAGGGUUUUUGAUGCUUGGAGACUUCACGUACAUCGCCUGAAAAAUAUUGUUGAUCAGAAGACAAGAGCGACAGAAAAGAUACUUGACAAAUACUUCCUGUUUUGGAGGUAAUGGUUUAUAUCCAAUUAUUUUAUUUGUUUUAUUUCUGUCUCAUGAACCAACAUUAGCUUUCCUUCUCGUAUAAGCUAAUUUUGUCUGUGACUGUCGCAGAAAAAGCAAUUCAUAUAGCAUCUUGAAACCAUUCACUCCUAAGACUCAAUCGCUCCUCUAAAAACCAGGUCCCUUUUUAAUUAUGCACAUGAAAAAAAUUACGCGCUUCUGAUCAGCCGAAAACGAGUGCGCUCUCAUGUAACACGACUGAUAUUUAGAUCUAGGGAGUGGUAGAGGUUAAGAAUCGAAUUGGAAACAGAAUAAUCCACCAACAGCAGUUGUCGGAGUUUUUAGCUAUGGUUAACUUUUUGUUCUGUUUUAGUUGUUUCUUUAAAUUUUUGUAUGAAUUUUCUUCUUCUCGUUUUGCCACAGAGAUCGGGCUUAUCUUCGUGUUAAAGAAACAGAAGUAAACGAGACGCUGCUUCGGAAUAAAAUGUCAAGAGCUUUUGCUGCUUGGAGAGGUGAGGUCGACCGACGAGUCACGCAAAAAGCCUAUAGAUUUUACUGAAGGAUUUUAUCCGUUAUUUGCGUCACUUACAUGUGUACCCUUUAAAUUGUGAAUUUACAGGUUACAUAAAAGAUCAGCGGUACGCCAAGCUGAAAAUACGCGCGCGACGAUUUGAACUAAUGGAGAAGUUCUACUCUUUAUGGAAAGAAAAAGUUCAACAUAGAGCUGAGGAGAAGGUCGAGGAGAUUGGAAAGGAGGUAGGGUUUCUUUCCUAGCCCGCGAAGCUUUUAAGAUUUAAUAAAAAUGUUAUCGUGAGACUCAAAGUAUAAAAUUAUCAAGAAAAUGGAGGAAGCUUCAAUUUCGUUUUGUGUGAAUUACAGGCUCGAGGUUUGUUACUGGUCAAAUGGUCCUUUAGAUUUUGGAGAGCAUCCGCUGACCGUCAGAGAGCGUAUCGCUUGAGGCAAGAUGAAAUUGCGGAUGAUCUAUACAGGAACACAGUUACGAGGAAAGCAUGGGCAGUUUGGCUGAGACGUUACCGUGUGGAGGAAUGGGCAAGGUGAGAAAAAUGUUAUGAGGGGAAGUGUGAUUACGAAAUGUUGUGUGAAUCCAAUUUUAGUCCAUAAGUUAAAACCUGAAUCUGUCGAAUGAGCAUUUUAAUCCUCCGUUGGCAAGGUCUUUUGUAAGAAAUUUUAUUUUGGCUUAAAAGUUACAAAGGAUUAACUUGGCCAUCUUUGCUACUCUCUAAACAGAGAUCACGCUCUUACAAAGAAGGACGCCUUUCUGCGGAGUAUGUUUCAAGCAUGGCACCGUAUUACUAAAGAGAUCCUACAAGUGGAGAUGCAAAAGUUUGCUACCUCAGUGUCCGGCUUGGAUUCUUCCUUUGGAUCGUUCUCCCCUUCUUUUCGCCAGCCGUUAGGUUCAACCUUAGGCUCGACUCUUGGCUCCACUGUGUCUGACGCCCUUACUUCCUCAGGGUAUGGCGCCUCCAUUCGGAGGGGAUCUGGUACCGUGUUUACAUUUGGGUUAGCUCUCAAGGAGAGGGACGAUGAUGUAAGUAUAACAACAACUGUGCACCCACCCCUCCCCUAACCCAAUAAUAGUCAACGGAUAACAAGUUAAUGUUGGUUAGGGGAGAGGUGGUUGUGUAGUUGUUCAGAUACUGACAGUGAUGCAUAUUGCUCAUAUUUGAGUGAUCACUCAGUUAGAUUUCGCCGUUUGAAGUUAGGAUCACUGUUAAACAGCAUAGUUUUCAAUUCCUCAUGGAAUAGCGGUUCUUAAGCUUUCACUUGAAUGGUUAACACAAAGAUUUUGUUUACAGAAUGGAAAGUUAAAAUUUGUUUGCACAGCAUGAUAAACAAUACUACACGAGAGACGAGCACAGUAGCCUUCAGCAAAACGGUCACAAUCAAGGGUUUGCUCCACAGUCUGAUACGUUAGAAUGGCUUUUUAAUACCAGAUAAGAUAACUGCUCGGGGUCAGAUUUCCGCGCAGUCCAAUACUUCAUUAUGCGUACAGUUCUUGGAUGAAGAAAACAAUGGAAUAACGAUAGGCUGCCUUUGGUACUGAGGCUUUGUCCUAGAAUAAUAUGGGUUUAUACAAAAAUCUUUCCCUGUUCGGUGGCUUCAUUUGAGUGGUUGUACAGUCCUUUUUUUUUGCAGCAUAACAGAGAGUACCAUUUAAAAGCACUGCUCAGAAGCUCUUGAUUAAGUGAUCACACACCAGGGUUUUUUCAUCCACAGACUGAAAAGAUAGAACCUAGUGCUGCACAAUUAAAAGAAUAGAAGAAGUUCUACAUGAAAUUACUGCUUAGUAGCGUUUAUUUGAAGUGAAUUCACGGAGGUUUCGUAUGGGCCUGAAAACUUAAAACGGCAUGGGGUCAAUGAUAUUUUUAAAAUUAUUUUCAGACGGCCUCACUGCCAGGAAGAAUCGAUGGCAUAGACCAGCUUUUGAGGCCAGAGAGUCCCAUUGUUCGACCCAUUUCCCCUAUAUCUAUCCUGAGAGAUUCUCGCCCCAUGUCCCCCUUGGCGUUCAAUUCAAGUCACACCAGUCCCGUCCCCUCCCCCUCUCCUUCCCCCAGUCCUGAGCAUCCCCUCCCAUCAACUCCACCCAUUAGACUGGAGGACUUUUCUCCUGUGAAGUCUGAGGACGAUACAGGCAUUCACUCUGGAAGCAGCGAGACGGAUCAUGAGGUAAGAGGCGUUCAGGUGUGGGGUGGGGUGGGGAGGGACAUUGUAAGCAUGUUUAGAAGGGAGACGUGUUGUUCAUAUUUCUGUAUUGGUCACAUUUUAUCGCCUAGUGGUAUGACCGGUCUCGUAUACAAGUUGGAAAUUUUUUUUCACUUAUCUACAUCAUUUGAAGAUACUAAUUAGAUAUCGGGAACAUUAAUUGUGAAGUUUGGUCACAAACUAAAGUUUGCAUGUGAUGUAUCAUGUGUGAUUUGUGUGAUGUGUGAUAAGUUUUGUGUGAUGUGUUUUCUGUGUUGUGUGAUGUGUUAUGCGUUUCGUACAAUGUGUCAUGUACAGGUGACUCCUCAAUCUUGCUCCUCUACCUUAUUUAGUCUAGGAAGUAAAGCUAAAAUGGGUUCGAAUUCAAACUUACACCCAGCCAUCUUGACCUAAGAGUAAUUACGACGUGUGGUCAAACAUUGUUUUCUCUUUAUCAAUGGCAAAGAAAGUAAAUAAAACUCCCUAGAGAGAAUUUUGAUCGUGAUAUUUCUUUCCUUAGGACUAUGACGGUAUGAGCACUGCUUCAUGUACGUCCUUCACCGGGCGUAGCACACAAAGUGAACCACGUGAUCGUGAGGUGAUGGCCACAGAGACUAUACUGCACUGGAGGAACCUGCCUCUGAGUCUGACUUUUAGAACGUGGCUAAAAUUUACCCGCCAAAGGAAACUACAAAUGGAGCUUUUGAACUACAUCACAAACAACAAGACAACAGAACUGAUGUCGAAAACUUUGGGAAAAUGGCGAAGAGAGCUGUAUACGAAAGUCACUGCAAGGCAACACUGGGUGGGUUGUUUUUGUUGUUGUUUGUAUGUUGUUAUUACAAGAGAAAAAAUUGCCUUUUAUACAAGGUUAUAUAAUUUCGUUGCAAACACCAGCAUUUGUAUAAGUGAAAUCCUCUAGGGACGCCAUAAAAUAUUUACAAAAUUCCCUCUUCCAAGUGAGAGACGAGGUCACGAGUGGUUAUUGCACUUAGCUUGAGGCAAACGCUUCAAGUUGAAGCCUUAGCUGGGUCAUAAGUCAAAUGUAAUCCGGGUCGAAUAUGGUCAUCCGAGAUUACUUUAGUUUGUUUCUCUUCGCUCUGUGAUUGCUUCUGAAAACUCGCGUCACCCUCUUAACCAAUCAGAUGCAAAGUUAACACCGAUCACGACUUGGUCGCCCGCGUUUUCCCGCGCUUUAUUGGCUCUUAAAGUCUUUCUCUGUUCCUCUGAUUGGCUGUUGCGAUAACUUUGGUUUUGGAUUUACGACGCUCAGUCGAGAAGUGUUCUUAAACGUUUUUAAGUGCCGUGGUCGCCCUUGAAGAAGGUGCAUGCGUUCAACUCGCCGCAGCAUUUUGCCAAAAUCCCAAAUCCAUUCGAUCAAUUUAGCCGCAGGAAUGAAGUCCAUCUUUCUCUUGCUACAGCUUGACACAAGCCGUCUCAAAUACCUGAGGAUCUGGAACGAGUACGCUGUCACAAAGAGGAUCCAAGAGGAAAGGAAGAUGCUAGCUGAUGAUCACUUCAGGCUCUCAAGGCUCAAGGGUGGCUUUCAGAAGUGGAAGAAAAAGGUGCGUCAGGAUAAGUUGUUCAGAUUAAUGGAAUUUCCUAAUUUUUCCAAUCCCUGUUAAUCUUCGCCAUCCUAAGCCCUUUAUCCCCUAGAAUCCAGUGAUAAAUUCUUUCUUCUGACUGCCAUAUAUUUCCUUGUAAAUUACACAAGAGAAUUUGGUCUCAUUUUAAGGUAACCCCCUUAAACCGAUGAGCUUGUCUGUUCUCAUGAUCUGUUUUCGAGAUAACACACUGGAAUUGCAUGGAGAUGUUGCAUCUUGAUUUCUUCUUGAAGGGUUAACCAUCUUCGUUCCAUGUUCAUUCGUGCCCCGUUGUUUUUGUCCGUUGUAGCCAAAGAAUUAGCCAAGAAAUUAUCUUAAUGAAAGGCGAUUUGCUAUGACGUUUAAAAGAACUUGCUCUUCUGUGUUGUUGUUUAUUAUCAUUAUCAUUAUCAUCAUCAUCAUCAUCAUCAUCAUCAUCAUCAUCAUCAUCAUCAUUAUCAUCAUCAUCAUCAUCAUCAUCAUCAUCAUCAUCAUCAUCAUCAUCAUCAUUAUCAUUAUCAUUAUCAUCAUCAUCAUCAUCAUCAUUAUUAUUUUAUUUAUUUUAGUGCUCCGCUAAGAAGAAGCUACAAGAGCUAAUCGGACAGUGGCAGAAGAAGGCUAUUGGUAAGUGCUGAGCAGAGUUCCAGGUUUUGCAGAUCGUUAACCUCCUUACACACUUAACAUCAGUUUGCAUAUUCUCUAAAGUGUUUUCUAUAUAUUUCUUAAGGUGAUGAUAAAAAGAAUAUCCUGUUGAUUUACCAUUCUGUUCUGAGCUUUGCCAAAAAAGUUAUAUGCGUUUAAAACACUGUGACUCACUAGUUUCUGUGGUUGUUUGUAACUCGUGUGAGACAGCUUGGUCCUGACAGCCUGAAAGCACAUCACCAAGUUCCCUUAUGCUCAGCUGUUUGACCACUGUGUUGCUACAUAUUGCUUGCAUCAGCAAUGUCGAACAAAGAGAUGAAGAUGUUGAAACAUUUGUUUAGGGCGUGGGACAAAUAUCUUAUAAAGCCUUUCCCUUUCUUCUUCAUCUAUAGUGACCGAGAAAGACAAAGGCUUCACUCAGGUCAUUCAGAAGAAGCAGAACGACAGAUUUGUGCGGCAGACUUUCACUUAUUGGGUGCAGAUGACAAGGAAGAGUCAAGACGCCAUGCGACUAUACACAGACCGACUUCUACCAAAGUAAGCUGAACCUUUCUAUAAUAGGAAAAGUUUAUAGAAGCUAGUACUUUCUGAAAGUGGUGGCAUGAGUGUUAACUGUCUCUUUUUUUCUUACAGGUGUUAUAAGGCUUGGCAUGUCCUUGCCUCUACUCGUGUUUCUAAUAGGAAGAAAGUGGUACUGUUUGGAGAAAGAAGGCUCUUGACCAUGGUAAAAAGAGUGCUUCAGUGUGAUGUGUAAUUUGUGAUGUGCGAUGUGCUGUUUUAUGCGUGAUCCAUGAUUUGUAAUGGGUGUGCUGUGAAAUGUUUGACAUGUCAUAAAUGUGAUGUGUGAUGCGCUGUAUGUGAUGUGUAAUCUGUUGAGUGAUUUUGAUGCAGGAUUUGUUAAUCGUUUUGCUGUUAAAUGUAUGAUGUCUUAUUUGUGAUGCUUGAUGCGUUAAAUGUGAUGUGUGAUACGUUGCAUUAUGUGUUAAUACUAUUGGUAGAUGUUUGAUUUGACACUUGAGUUCGAAUUUGAGGAAACCACGUCCAUCUACUGCGUUACGGCAAGAGAUAAGUUCAGUCGUAGGAAUCACAAUUAUUCAGCCUGUUCUUCACGCCAUCUGUAACCACCAGUUCUCUCUUGCAGGCAUUCAGGGAGUGGCAGGCCCGAUUCCAGGCCAUCAGUCUUGUUGACGAGUUUAUCGAGGUCAGUGCAACAACGUAUUUCUUGGUUUUAAUGAUUUGAAUAAAUAGCGGAAUGCUUAUGCAAGAAAGACAGAAACAUGACAAAUGUUGACGUAAUAUUAAUGUUUUGUAUUCGCAGAUUAAGGAAGCUGAUCGGCUGUUAGAAAUUCUUCGAGUAUGGCACAACUGGGCGAAUGGUGGGUACCCUCUUUGGGUCUCGAAGCGCUUUAAAAACCUUUUCGAUUGUCGAUCGGAUACUGACGGGCUAUAGAAUCGAACUUAUAAACUCUACAGUUUAAACAGCUCGUGAGUCUGUUGCAGAAUCUGAAGAUAUUUAAAAUUGUGUGUUACUAAUUCGUUACUCUGAUUAACACACGUAGGGAAGUUUAAUUUCUUUUCUUUUUGCUGCUUGUUAGGUAUGAACACGCGGAGGAAACAAUCUCGUCUUUUUCGUCGCUCUGUGGAAUUGAAAAUCACAAGAGAGAUUUUUAUCAACUGGUUGACAGGCGCUCAACAGCUUCAGAUAGCCAAGAGGACACACGAAUUUCAUAUAUUGAAAUGGUAGGCAAAAAUUACUGUAUUUUCUUGAUAAAACGCUUGGCGUUUGUCAAAUGUUUAGAAUUUUUGAUACUGCGUGUAUUCAAGGGCUGACUUUAGUGAAAUAUCAUGUUUCUUAAAGCACUGUCGUCAAUUACAGUGAAGCAUUUGUUAAUAUUAAGUUAAACGUAGAUGUGUUUUUUUAAUUAAGCCGUUUUAGUCAGAAGGUAAUUCUAAACUUAUCCUAAACAGCUGUAGGGUAAUUUCCUUAAGUUAGUACUGAUGGUUUGCGGUUGUAUUUACAGUGUGUUUGUCGGAUGGAGGGAUGUGGCUCUGGAAAGGACAAGAAACAAACGAGCAAUGCAAGAGUUCAAGAAAAACGUUGGCGCAAACUUGGUAAAUGACGCUAUUCCUAGAAAAGAUCAGUUUGCUUUGUGUCACAAGAUUACGCUCACUUUGAAUGAGUGACCGCUAGAUAUAAUUGAUUGAUUGAUCAAUCUAUUGAUCGAAUCAGUGAAUUAUUGAUUGAUUAUUUGACGGAAUGUCUGGCAGGCUGGCUGGUUUCCGACCAACUGACUGAUUGACCAAUCCAGUCGACCCUCUGACUGACUCAAUGACCAACUGACUGACCGACUGACCUACGGACAGACUGAUUAACUGACUGACGUACUGACUGAUCGACCAACUAGGUUCUGCGAGUUAAGAUUUCAAUAACUUACUUCCCAUUCCCUAUCGCUAGUAUUCCUGAUUCUUUUCAGGAUUUAUCAGCCAUACGGAAUGCUAGCAUGUAGCUUUUAGGCAUGUUUGUACGCCGAAUUCUGAUGUGCCACUCUGACAACUGGGAUUUGAAUCGCUAUGCCUAUAUAAGGCCAAGCUUGCGUGAAUGUGCUAUGGUGUUUUCGAAGUAGCGUAAUGAAUGAUUGACUCUGACAUUUUGACUGACCAACUGACUGACUCGCCAAUUGAUUGAUCAGUCGACAGGCUGAGUAACUCUUUGAAUUCUGACAUUUUAUGUUAUUUCCCAUGGUUUCUCAGCUUGCUCGAAGCUUCCGUUUCUGGCAACAACUUCUGGCCCACUCAGAGUUAUCGCGGGCGCACAAUCAACAGCGUGAUCACAAUGCACUUCGGGAAUGUUUCGAGGAUUGGAGGAGUUACACGCUGGAGAUCCGAGCAGACAAGUUCUACGUCAUGGCGUUGCAAAAACAGGUAUGAACCGUAGCUUGAAAAGCGAUAUAGAUGUCCACCGGCCUUUCAAAAACCCACAUCGUUUGAAGUAUACGAGGACACGAUGGAGCACAGACAAUAAGGGAAGAAUAUUUCAUACCACGUGGUACUAAUGAACCAAUCAUCUUGGAUGCCAAUCCGGCCAUAUGUACCACGUGGUACAAAAUACUCUUGUCUGACUGUGUGUACCAUAGUGCCUCCCUACACCACUGUCGUAAGCAAAUAACUUUGUCUCUAAAAUCUUUUAUGUUUUGAAAGUUAUAAUUUUUCAGCUCCAGGAUUUGCGUAAUUUUGACGUUUUCACAAGUUUUUUUUUGAAACCAAAUUAAUUUACUUCAAAAAGUGAAUAUUCCGCGAGUUUUAAUCAGCGAGAAACACUCAGUAAUAAUGAUUUGAAAGCGAAAAGUCAAACAUGAAAUUUAUCUUGUGCAUCGUAAUUAAUUAGUGAGAGUGACUUUUGCUAGUUUUAAUAAGAAUUAUUUUACGCGUCCAGAAAAUUUAAUUAAUCCUCCUAAAUUUGUUUACUCUCGUUCGUCCAAGCUGAAUACAAACUGCUUCUCUCUGUUACACUUUGGCAGUAAAUUUCGCUCUCUGUUUCUUUCUGUCACAGCUAUCGUUUAUUAAACUUCAAAUUGAUGGGUUUUUUUUGUUACCCGUGGCUAGACUGUCGAUAAAUGAUUUUUUUGGAGUAGCUCAAGUUAGUGUUAUAAUUAAUUUUGACGCAACACAAUUUGAUUUAAUCAUCGUCAUUAGCUGCCUGUAUAUUUAGCUGCCUCAGGUAAGAAUUGCGAUUCACUCUUAAGAGUGUUUGGUAGGUGGUUAAAUAAUUCUUUUAAGGCUUCUCUUUUAUGUUUAAAACACAACUUUCCCAUGGCAUGUUUUGCCCAAAAUUUCUCCAUCUUUAAAUCUUUGUUUUAACGUUAGUUUUCGGUAACGUCGGGAACGAAAAUUCAAGCUGUUCUGAGUUGCUUCCUUACGUUGAGAAGCUUAAAAUUAUUCCCUUGCGUUACACCGUUUGUAUUUGUGCAUGUUUAACCAUACUUUUUUCUCAGAAUUUCGAUUUCGACUCUCGGGUUGAUGAACUUUUGUAUGCACAUUAUCCCUCAGAUGUUCCUGUGUUGGUACGACGAAUACACAUCCCGAAAAACCGUGAGUUACGUUCUUUGUGUUUUUCAUGGCUCUGAAAGUAAUUAAAAAUGGACAGUAAAAUGAGUGUUAAGUUGUAUAUGCUGGGAGACCAACGGCGGUCAGAUCAGUGAAGCUACAUAACAGCGGCAAGACGAAAAAGAGCACUGAAUCGCGAUGGACGUAAAUGAUUUAACUGAUAAUAAUUCUGCUUAAAUUUUGAACAAAAUAUGGCACAGAAAUUUCGUAGUGUGGAAGAAAUAAACAUAAAUUAAUAAAAGGGGUAAGUUUCUAAUUAAAUAAUUGCUGCCUUGGUAGGGAUAUUCAACAACUUGGUUUCAUCAACAGAGUUAUAAUGUAAAUUGCCCACCGUAAAGAGUUUCUAAAGCUGAUAUUUGGAGCGUUAGCCUUUCGUCAGAGUGAUUGUAAUGUGUUGCAAUUGAAGUUUUUACAAGUGCCAAACAAGAACUUUCUCAUUCUUUUCAAAUAUAAACACUUUUAUUUUAUAGACACGUCGUCUUAUCCACAGUUGGAAAAGUAUUACAGAAGGUACGGGGAAAUGUUUGUAUGUAAAUGUAUUCAAUGAUGGCCACCGCUCGACAGUUUGGACGCGAACAAGAAAAAUAUAAUUGGGUUACUGGUAAACUUUCCGCCCAAAGACUAACGUUUGUCUCCCGUAGUAGCCAGGCUCUACUAGAGCACAGCCCCGCUAAAAGUACACCAUAUUCGGAUAAAUUUAACUCCAGGUAGUUUUUUGUUUAGAACAAUAAGUGUGAGAAUCAUUCGGUAUGUUAGGUUUAUCAUUUCUUUGUCAAAGAAUAAGCUAUGCUUUUUCAAGCUGAACCACUUUAUAAGCUGUUUACGAAAAUGACACAUUAUACAAAACGCAUAGCCACCAUACAUACACAAAACUCAUCACACAUCACACAAAACUUAUCACACAUCACACAAAACUUAUCACACAUCACACAAAUCACACAUGAUACAUGACAUGCAAACUUCACUUGACCCUUUUUCAAGCUUACCCACUUUAGAAGCUGUUUACGAAAAUGAUCCUUAACGUGCCUGCCAGCUAAAGUCGUCAACAAAUCUGCAUUUCAAAACAUAUAGGUUACGUGUGGGCAAAGCUUUAGUCGCUUUCUUUUUUCUUUUUCUUACAGAAGCUAAAGUAUUGAACAACAGAGCCAUGCAUAUCGCCGAAGGGUCGGAGAAGAAGUUGUUACGGCGUAUGUUUGAUAACUGGGUGCAGGAAGCUCAUAAAGUACAGAAAGCAAAGAGUCAUGCGAGUGGAAAGAUGAUCAGAAGGUAAUGAUGGGAAUUUAGUGGAAGACGCGGUAGCUUAAUGCUUAGCAUCGCGUGAGGAAUAGUGGUUGUCAUUCAAUUUUCAAAGUGAAACUGAUUCUGUUGCAGGAAAGAUCCAUCUUCCAUUUCCCGCUCUUAGAUUUUUGGAGUUUUUGAAAAAUUGCUUUUGAAAUCGGCCUUCAUAUUAGAAAUGUCCGUUUCUUUGACAUUUUCAAAGGAUGAGGAAUAUUCCUUUUACUUUCUCAAACUUGCUCUUUUAAGCUUUAAUUAAAUGUAAACCCUUCUUCUUCAAAAUCCCGUCCUUGGGUUUCUCAGUGAUUGCUUCUGGCAAUCGGGCGAGCGAGUUUUAUCCACGCUGUUGCUCCAGUUUCGGCCCGUUCUUCUCUUAUAGUGGGCUUUCCAAGGCGCGAUCGCAUUCAAAUUUCCCGCUUCAGUGCUCAUGAAUAGCCAAUGAUGUCUAGGCAUUCUGCGCGAUGGUGCGUUGGACCCCAGGUCGACAAGUUUGGGUUCAUAACCCAGCCGGGUCAUUGUGUUGUGUUCGCGAGCAAAAAACAAAACUUUCAUGGUGCCUCUCUUCACUCAGGAGUAUAAAUGGGUACCGGAAAAUUGUCAGGGAAGUGGGAUGAUAUCUUGGGGGGGGGGGGGGGGGUAACCUUGCAAUGUAAUUCUCCUAGUCUUUUCAUCCUAAGGGAACCGGAAUAAGCUCCGGUUGGAUGGGCCAGUUGGUUCGAGAACAGGCUCCGCCUUGGCUUACUAACGUGAAUUUGGAAUCAAGAGAGCAUGAAAAAGUUUUCUUUGCUUGUGUUGAGCAGAUGGGGUUGAAUGUAUUUUUGCUAAAUAAUGUGAUUCUUUUCCUUCAAUAGAACUUUUCUCGGAUUGCAUCAGUAUGUGCAAUCACGAGUCGAGAAACGUAAAAUGUUACAGGAAAUACUGCAAAACAAGGAAGAAGAAUUGGUAAGUUUAACACCGUGCUGGGAUAAUCGCGAAUGCAUUCGAUAAUUGCUCGUCGAUGUUAGGAGCUGCUUCGGUGGUAACGAGUACCUUCCGAAGUUUCUCCGUAGUCAGUUAUAUUCGGACUCGGAAAUACCGCCCGGAAUGUUUCACUCGCGUGAAAAACGUUGCUAUUUCAUCGUUAUUAGACGUUAUUUUUUACGAUCAAAAACUGCUAUUCAAUUAUCGUUUUUCAUAUAUUAUUCUGUUGUACUAGUUCCUUAGGGUUGUUAGGACUCAGUGAUUAGCACUUUAUUAUCGAACGACUAAUCAAUGAAGGUUUAAUUGCUAUGAAAACAAAACAUUUUAUUGGAUUUUGACUGCGAGAAGAUAAAUUUAUGUGUACCGUAAGUGUAAGAAAGUACGACAGUUUUCGCAACCGCAAGUUCAAAGGUAAAGACUAUUUUUUUUUAUUAAUUUAGUUUGUCAUUUUAUUUUUCGCUUCCAGGUAUCUAAGUCCUUCAAAACUUGGAGAGAAAGAUUCCAACGCAAUAUGAGAAACCUAGAAGUCUUGGAGGAGCAUCUUCAGAGGAAAGAGUCUGAGUUACUUCACUACUGUCUUGUAAAGUGGGUGAAAUUCAUGCUGCGGUGUAAAGCGGAAAAAUCUUACGAGAAAAAAAUCGUACACAAGGUCAGUUUACAAAGUUGAAUUGUGGCUUAGUUCAUCCACAACAAUGCGACACUAAUUUCAAAGGCGUAGAAAACUACACAAAAUAGCGAAAAGCUUAAGUUUUGAACAAAAUGAACUUAUUUGGAAUUAGUUAUAAGUGUUAACGGUUGCUUAGUGACUGAGUGAAUGAAUUUACGUAAAGUGCCUAUGUCGAAGCAGUUUAUUGACGCGGUUGGAAAUUUUUCCCAAGAUCUGAUUGUUUAUUCUGCCCUAAAACUGCUACACAUUUUCUUCUAAAUUAGUUAUAAUAAUUUGGUGUUAGAUAAAUGACAACCUCUGCCUGAUAAGUUUGAGUAGUCUCAUUACCUGUUAGGUGUUUUAUGUCUGGAUAUUACAGGGAGAAGUUACAUAUUCAUCAUUUUUGGAAGUUCGAGAGUUAAAUCCUCGACAUCUGCCGGUUUACGGCUGGUCGUGUAAUUUCACUCUUGACCUUCAGCUUAAAAAAUGAAAAUAGUGAUUUGGAAAAGUUAUGGAAUUAAUAUUGAAUUUUGUAAGAUGUUUAUGGCCUUAGCCGUACAUCGCUCAAACACAGAACUGUAAACUGAGGUUUAAAACAUUAAAUACCAAAUGUUGUUAUUUUUUUAAAUGAUAUUUUUAAAUAGAAGUGUUUUUAAUUACAGUUAUGCCUUUCUUUUUUCCGUCAGUGUUUCACAAGAUGGUGGCUUGCGUUAUACACCAAGAAGGGCUCUGAAAAACUUCAAGAGGUAAAUGUCUCAAAUGUGUAAGGAAAGCAGAAGAAAAAGAUUGGAGUGGGAAAGUUUUUUUGUCGUCUCGCUUUUUCUUUGAGAGCUUUGCUGGAUGUAAAAUUACAUAUCUGAAAGUUGUGGUUGAAGGGUGAGAGAUUAUGUGGAAAACAUGGCUCACUGUCCAGAGAGAGAUCGUUCGACCGGUGCUUUGUCGCUGAUACCAAAGCUCAUUUGCAAUGGCAGUUUUUCUCGGUCUCAAUGUACGAGAGAGAGUUGCUGAUAUGUCUUUUUGACCUUACAACUUUCAGAAAAUGCUUAUCAGAAAAACCCGAGAAGCUGGUCGACACUGGAAACAAUGGACGAUUAGUGAGUAAACGGUGUUUAUUGGUCAUCCUGAAGCAAUUUUUUGUUAAGUGUCGCACGUUUUCUAUGAUUUCGUCGUUCUUAUUUCACUACUGUGAUUGGCCAAGAAAACGCGCGCCUUCUCUCUCAACCAAUCGAGUGUCGCAAGUAAUCCAAGUUUGCUUUUGUUUUGCUUUACUUCGCUCUGUGAUUGGUCCAUAAAACUGGCGCCGCCAUUUCAUCCAAUCAAAUGGAAAACUAAAAUUAAUCCCAACAUGGUCACUUGCGUUUUCCCGCUCUUUAAGCAGGUUGCCUGUUUUUACUUUGAGUUUAUCACUGGGUAAUCAUGAUGUUAGUAGUCGUUGGGACUAUACUGGUUUUUAUUUUUCGACACUCAAUUAAAACUGUUUUAAAAACGAUAGUGACUUGAUUGCUCACGUAUUUCUGUCCUUCGGGCAGUUUGCUAGUUUUAUCAUGAAUUUUGGCUGGUUUCUGUUUUAAAUUUUUUUUUACUUUGGUUUUCGUUUUGCGACAUUCAGUUGAAAAUUACUUUUUUUAGCCGCUGUGCUGAUUGCGAGUUUUCCGUUUACAGAGGUGAAGAAACAAGCGGAGAUGGCGAACGAUCUUCAGACAAAACACGGCAGACGUUUGGUUCAUUCAUACUUUGUGCAGUGGACUGAAAAAACGCGGCAGAUGCAACAAGCAAAGGAUUUGCACACCCGCACAGUAUUGAAGAGGUUUGUGGCGACUAAAAAUUUCGUUUUUACUGCUACUCAACUCAUGCACCUAGAUUUAAACCUGGUCCAAAAAAAAAAAAAUACAAUUUUCAGUCAGAGGCGAUAGAAUAGCGAACGAACUUCAAAUGUUAGCGAUGCGUAAGGCAUCAUGUUGUACAACACGCUUAAACUAUUGAACAACUCUUUAAUUAAACAAAUUGCGUGUUUGAUUUGCAGAUCACUGGCGGAAUGGCACCAAUUUUCAAGAAAGAAGAUAGAUGAACGGAGGAAAAUUAAUUCUUUUCGAGACCAGACAAUGAAUAAAAAGGUGUGUUACGACGAUUUCCGAAGCGCCUCUUUCUUUCUGAAAAAAAUACAACUUUGCGUUGACACCGCAAGAGCUCUCAAAAAAAUCCUGAAACUGGUUAUGGGUAGUAAACAAUUUCCUAGCCAAUAAUAGUUAUUUCAGUUUCAACCGAGAUGUUGUCUAAUUUUGUCCUUUUGUGGAAGAACAGCAAAUACGAUUGGAAGAAAAACGUUCUUGGGAUAAGUGCGACAGUAACCUUUGUGGGCACUUGAACUGAAGCCUUGUAUUCACCGAGGCGAAGAAAUUUGAAAACGAAACUUCAUUCCUACAAAUAGACCAACCGUUGACACUCAUCCGCAUAAAUUGUUUACAAGCUUGGUUUUGGAAAACGCUCUACUUCAUUUAUUAAUUUGGAAACGUUGACUCCGUCUUUUAUUGUGGAUGGGAAGCUUUUCGUAAACGCUAGAACUUUUUUUUUCGCUUUAAGUGUGAAAACGCUAUUUUUAAAUUCCUCCGGAAAAGGCAUAGCCUUUUGCAACACAAUUAUAUUCUUUUUCUUUAUUAUUUAACUUUUUCCAGGUUUCUCGCAUGUUCUAUGAUUGGCACGAGGCGCUUAAAGUCGCCCGCAAGCACAAGGAGCUGAUAGACGGACAGAUGGUUCAACACAACAGACGAGUGAAACAGGGUUUUAUGCGAGAAUGGAAAAAAUUUACACUGAAGAGCCGCGCAGAGAAACAUUGUAACAAGACUGUCACUUCUAAGGUACGGAUUGUUACAGUCUAUACAGCAACUUUCAGCUGUCAAUGUCGAAUUGCAGUGCAUGGUUUUGCUUUACUUCGCCCUGUGAUUGGUCCAGAAAACUCGUGACACCCUCUCAACCAAUCAGAUGCAAAAGUAAAAACAAUCACGACUUGGUCACCCGCGUUUUCCCGCGCUUUAGGCAGUUUGCUUGUUUUCACUCUGAGUUCUCAUUGGCUCCUUGUAACAUUUUCCUUCGCUCUGAUUGGCUGUUGUGAUAACUUUGGUCUUCGACGUUCAGUCGAGAUGCGUUGUUAAUUGUGAUGUCCCGUUAUAUUACCUUACCUGACCAACUGAUAGAUUCGUCUUUGUUUCCAAUUGCACUGACCACAACUGUUUUUCUGUAUUUUAUUUGGUACAGUUUUUUGCCGACUGGAAGGCAAAGACAGAACAGAAGCAGGCAGAAAAAGAAAAAGAUGAGGUACACUGAAACCCUACUUUUUCGGCAGCAUUGUUUUCGACUUCUGAUUGUUCAAUCUACCCGUCGGGUGACAGUGGUGAAAAAAUAAAUAUUUUACUAAUCUUGUUUUCUCAGUCAGUUUUUUAAGUUACGGAUGUUCGUUUUCCCCAUUUAUCAGUCACAACGUACAUUUCGCACCCCGCACUUGGUUAGUUAAGUACGUUUAGAGUGAAAAUAUGAGGCGUUUACAACAUCAGCCUUUCACGUGGUUUUCGAUUAGAGUUACUUUAAACAGCGUCACAUUUGGUUCCAAAUCGGCUACCAAAUCAUGUGAAUUUAUUUCGUUGCAGCAACAAGAGGAAAUCGCUGACGAACAUUACCAGAAAAGGUUGAGGUAAUAACUAUAAUCAAACGAAAAAACAGGUAAGCUCUCCUUAGCGGGAGAGGUCCAAGGUCCAUCUUUCUUGUCCAAAAGGGAGUCUGCGAUAGUUGGAUUUAUUCCAUAAGAUCAGGUGUACAGACUUGAGCCCUGGCCGCGGCUAUUGUUUAGUGUUCUUGGUCAAUAUUCACAAGUUUCUCUAUACCUUAACAUUCGCUGGACUUGUGUAUUCUAUUCAGAAAGGACACGCGUGUCUUUUUACCAAGAUUGCAACCUAACGCUCUGAGUUACCUCCAUCUCUACUGGGUGACGUAAACUGACGUACACUUCCCGGGUAAUAGGUGGAAAAUUUGCGUUUCCCUUCGUUUCGCUUGUUGGAUCAUUUGUCUGUGAACAAAGGCUGAUUCAUUUCUCGCACUGUCAUUUGUUCCUUUCAGCAAAAUGUGUUUCCGCGCCUGGUUUCAUGACACAAAACUUGAGAUACACAGCAGAAAGAAGGAAGAACGCAUUGUAGCGAAGCACUUCAUGAUGUGGAAGAAGAGAAUUGACUUGAACUCGAUCGCCACUGAAAUGGUGAGACUCAGUAACUGUAUUGCACUAAGCGUCGCAGAGUUGAGGGAACGCAUACUUGGAUUGUACUAGUUGUCACUGAAGACCUUUAAUCUUAGGAGACGCAAGAAGGAACAACUUGAGUUCCAAUAUUUUCGUUCGUCUCUGGAGAGUGCAUACUAUUCAUGUCGUUUUUCAGUAUCUGAUCAUUUUUAUUUAUUUAUUUAUUUAUUUAUUUAUUUUUAGGUUGAUCGCCGUGUAUUUGAAAAGUUUUGGACGAAAUGGCGUCACCAGUUAAUAAGGAAAAGAGUGUCGGAAAUGAUGAUGAAGCAUGAAGACAAGAAGCAGCUAUCUGAGGUAAGAGGAGGCGUCAUCUUCAAUCUCUUAGGGCUAAGAGAAAAUUAUUGGUAUUGGUAUUCGUAUUGGUACUGGGGUUUCAAAAGAGGUGGGGAACUUGAUUUGUAAGUGGGCAAGAGAAAGAGAAAAAAUUGUACUUCCAGGGAGCUGAGGAUAACCGGGCGACCGAGAUGUCGAGAAUUUAGAAUACAGGGAAGUUCGAAAUGCCCGUCGAGGGACCCAAGAUACGGGGUGGGGGUAGGGGGGCGCAACAGAUACUAGACUUAUGAAGAGUUUUCCGGGGGUUCCAGAUAUCUUAGGAGCCGAGAUAUCCUGGCUAGAAUAACAGCAAUAGAUUGUCAAGACUCGGUCCAAGUUCGAGAUUCAGGAGCGUAAGAAAAAUAGAAAUUAUUCCUUAACAUAAUAACAUCUCAUUUAAAGUACCUAAGAAUGUCUACCAUGUUCGUAAUGUUUUUGCUUCAAGCAGAAAAGCAGGUCACUUAUGUACUGUUUUUCACCUAAUAGGUUUUCAUGGCUUGGUACCAGCUCACGCUCGUGCGCCGUCGCUUGCUCAAAGGAUGGCAAAUGUACAAGACAAAGAAACUCUUUAGGCUCUGGAUGCAAAAAUACAACGAGUCGUAACCUGCGAGUGAAAAAAACUACCGUUUUGAGAAACGACUUCAAAAAACGCAAACUUUUCUUGGUCGUUAUAAGAUCAUGGGGAUCGGUCAUUAUUUAUUUCCGGAGGGGGAGGGCUGAAGGAUUUUGGUUGUGUCAAAACAAAAUUUACCUGAACCCCCCUUAGGCUCUGUGGUAGUUUAAUGAUCUCAUCCCACAAGCAUUAAACUUGCUAUAGUUUUGACCCUUUACACUGUGCUGGCGCCGAGUGAUCCUCCCUCCGGUCCCCUGAAAACCAUUCGAUCUUCCCCCCCCAUCCUCCAAUCAUCCCCCCCCCAUCCAGCCCUAAGACGAAAAUAAUGACUGGUUCCUAGAUAGCAUCACCUUUUGCGUCUGAAAAUACGACCACAAAAUUUUUUACACGGAUUUUUUCCACCUUAAGGAAACAUCGACGACCAUGUACAUACUUUCGUUGUAAAUUCGUCUGUUGAGUUUUAUGAGCGAGAAAAUAUGAAGAAUUACAGUGGACAAAAGAAUUAUCUCAGUUAAGCUAACAACGUUUCGUUUGUGUAAAAAUGCAUGAAGAUUUAUAGUGUGCAUAUUCAUUUCAAAAUGAAGUAAUUAUUCCCGAAUAACAGCAUCGUUUUAUUUUGAUAUUUAUUUUUUUUCAUCGUUUCCUAUUUGUUGUACAUUUUCUAUUUUAUGAGAUGAUUUUUCAGAUGAUACAAAUAGAUAUUUAAAUGGAAAUUUCGUAUUUAUUUUUUUAACCCUCUUGUUUGUUAGUUAUUGACUUAGCAUUGCGGAAAAUUGAUACCUCUAGUCGUAUUAAUGUUUUUGGGGAAAGGGAAAAAAUUUCUAGGAUAAACAUAAAAAAUGCCAAGGUGUGAAUGAUGAACCCAAAUUUUUUUGAGUUUGUGAGAAAUUACUCUUAAAUUAGAUUGCAUCUUCUCUUGCUUUUUUUUUUUUUUACCUUUUGUUU
Pocillopora meandrina is the source of this 25211-nucleotide messenger RNA. NCBI's taxonomy places the organism in Eukaryota, Metazoa, Cnidaria, Anthozoa, Scleractinia, Pocilloporidae. The record is from the annotation of a GenBank genome assembly.